AUGAGCCUACGGAAGGAAAUUAGCAAACCAUGUCAGGUUUCAUGUGUCUGCGUAUCAGUUAUGAAGUCCUAUUUAGUGAUCAUUGCUAUCCUUUUUAUAUUGGCUCAAAAAACUCCAGGUGACCUGUUCAGUGCCUUUUACAACAGGAACCCAGAACGUUGGAAUCCAUGUGAGCUGAAUCAAGGGAGGUGCAAAACCAACUGCAACAAGCGUGAAAUUCAGUACUUACACUGCCUAAAUAAUAAAAAGUGCUGCCUGAGUCUUUAUAUGAAAGUAAAGACCUAG
Cavia porcellus (domestic guinea pig) is the source of this 285-nucleotide messenger RNA. It is a transcript of the gene Defb116, whose product is annotated as defensin beta 116. Lineage: Eukaryota; Metazoa; Chordata; Mammalia; Rodentia; Caviidae. Gene Ontology annotation, biological process: innate immune response. The coding region runs from base 1 to 285 and encodes 94 amino acids. Gene Ontology annotation, cellular component: extracellular region. The transcript is spliced from 3 exons. The record is from RefSeq and is a predicted model, not a curated record.